This is a messenger RNA of Mercenaria mercenaria, 1886 nucleotides long. RefSeq names its product cathepsin Z-like. The coding region runs from base 50 to 994 and encodes 314 amino acids. Gene Ontology annotation, cellular component: lysosome. The record is from RefSeq and is a predicted model, not a curated record. The transcript has 6 exons. Gene Ontology annotation, molecular function: cysteine-type endopeptidase activity. NCBI's taxonomy places the organism in Eukaryota, Metazoa, Mollusca, Bivalvia, Venerida, Veneridae.
GAAAUAUCACAUGAUCCACACACAAAGGUUUUGACAGUCACACAACACCAUGGAGAAACUUCUUAUUUUGGUUGGCAUUGUUGCUGUCAUUAAUGCAGCAUCAGUGUAUGAGUUCAACAAACCUUCAGUGCUGAAGUAUGAACCAAAGUUUAAGAAAAACUAUGGUUAUAAACAGAUGAUAAAAGAUGAGGACUUUGGUGUCAAAACAUAUCCCAGACCUCACGAGUACUUGUCAGCAGAGGAUAUACCGGCUAGCUUUGAUUGGAGAAACAAGGAUGGAAAAAAUUACGCCAGCACAACCAGAAACCAACACAUACCUCAAUAUUGUGGAUCAUGUUGGGGAAUGGGCUCUACCAGUGCAUUGGCUGAUAGAAUCAACAUUAAAAGAAAUGGGGCAUGGCCUUCAGCUUACCUAUCCAUUCAGAAUGUGAUUGACUGUGGAGGGGCAGGAUCCUGUGAGGGCGGGGACGACAGGGGCGUGUACGAAUAUGCACAUAAAUCUGGAAUUCCCGAUGAAACCUGCAAUAACUACCAGGCUAAGGAUCAAGAAUGUAACACAUUUGACCAGUGUGGUACAUGUACCACAUUUGGUAAAUGUAAAAGCCUUAGUACCUACAAUGUUACCAAGGUAGCUGACUAUGGCUCAGUAUCUGGUAGAGAAAAAAUGAUGGCAGAAAUUUAUCAAAAUGGACCAAUCAGCUGUGGAGUUAUGGCAACAGAUGGUCUAGAGGCCUAUGAGGGAGGGAUAUUUGCCGAAUAUCAUUUGUUCUCAGAAAUCAACCACAUUAUAUCUGUGGCGGGUUGGGGUGUUUCUCCUAAUGGCACAGAAUAUUGGAUUGGCAGAAACUCCUGGGGAACUCCAUGGGGUGAGGAUGGAUGGUUUAGGAUUGUGACGAGCAAGUACAUGGAUGGAAAAGGCGACAAAUACAACCUUGCUAUUGAAUCAAGAUGUGCCUAUGGGGAUCCUAUCGUACCUAGUGUUCCACAUCAUUAAAGUGGCUGUGAUACUUCAAAACUAAGACAAAGCUUUCAAUACUCAUUAGUUUCAACUUGAUGUUUAUAUUCAUUGAUUCAUUCAUAUGUCUGCAAAACAAUUUUUAAAUCAUAAAUAUGUUAGUAAAAUUUGAAAUAUUUUUGGUUGUUAAAUUUAGCUCACAAAAAAUCAUCUUGAAGAGCCUGUUGGAAUUUGUUUUAAAGUUCCAUUAAGCAUUUUGUUAAACAUGCUGAUAAUAUGUUAAACAAGCUGAUACAUUUUACAGUGUCAUUGUAAUGUAUAUGAUGGUUGAUACAGCAGUAAUGUCACUUGAACCAUAAAAAAUGUAUAAAGAAAAGGAAAAGAUCCAACUCAAGUACAUUGAUUUAUUUGCAAUAUAUUUGGGAAAAAAAUGAUUCAGUAAUCAACAGAACAUUUCUGGGUUUUUUUUUUUUUCAUAUAAAAUCUUUUUGAUAAAUAGUUUUUGUCAGUUGUAAACAAAUUUUAGUCUAAAGUCAACUAUGCUAUCUGUUUCAUGCUUCACAUGUAUUUUGAUAUUCAAUAUACAACAACCAUUGAUCUAAACUGUAUAUAAUACCUUUAUUGCUUGAGCUUCAGAUGCCUGUGGUUACAUACAUGUGUAGGAUUACAGGAAUGAAAAUGUUUGAUAUUGAAAAAUACUGUCUUACAUAUCAUAAUGACAUUUAUUAUUUGACCUAAACAUUUAGAUGUAUUUGGUAUAUCCUACCACAGGCAUGCAUGCCAAGCUGUUGAUGUUUAUUUUUGCAUUGAUGCUUUUUGCUCAUGUUUCUAACAUGCAGAUUUUAAAAAAGUAAUAUGAGCCGUGCCAUGAGAAAACCAACAUAGUGGCUUUGCGACCAAAGUAAUAUGAGCCGUGCCAUGAGAAAACCAA